Messenger RNA from Haliotis rufescens (red abalone), 2825 nucleotides. RefSeq lists its product as uncharacterized. The record is from RefSeq and is a predicted model, not a curated record. The coding region runs from base 1 to 2121 and encodes 706 amino acids. The transcript is spliced from 8 exons. NCBI's taxonomy places the organism in Eukaryota, Metazoa, Mollusca, Gastropoda, Lepetellida, Haliotidae.
AUGCCUGCAAGGUCUUGCAGUGACUGGGGCCAGUGGAAGGGAGACAACUCUCAUGUAGCAACUGGAUGCACAUGCAACACUGUACAAGAGAUGGCUGAACAUCAUAUGCAGAUCUGGGGCAAGUGCAGGGCCAAGAAUCUUUGGUGGCUGGGGAAGAAGGGGGGAGCGGCCGUGCAGCUGGAGGGGGGAGCGGCCGUGCAGCUGGAGGGGGAGGGGCUGGCUUGGAGCUGGGGGGGACCGGCUGGCCGAGAUAAAAAUGGAUUGUUAUCUUUUUCAAAAGCAUAUGCCCUUUCACAGUGUAUGACGAGGCCCACACCUGCCUUACAUUUAGUUAUGGCAUUGUUGCACGUGGCAAGUCUGUUGCUCUGCUUUGGCGGUCUCCAAUAUGCAAACGCAGCUCUAUCGAAAGAAUAUAUCAUCCCUGGGGUCAACAACAAUCCCUACAUUGGAGUCGUGGCCACACAAAACAACACCUUAGUCAAGAUAGAUCUCAUCUCGUCCUGUUCAAUAUCGUUUAAUGGAAGCCUGUACAAAACUGGCGACAUAUUUGCAGUUUCCUUAAACAUAAAUGACGCUUUGCAGAUAAUACAUAAAGAAUCAUAUGAAACAUCACUGGAUUGUGAUUUUGGUGGUACAUACAUCCAGUCAACUGCACCAGUGGCUGUAUUCUCAGGAUCUGUUUUCUAUUAUCCAAACAAUGCGGUAAACACAUAUCUUGCACUCCAAGUUCCCCCUAUCAGUGCCUACAGUACAACCGUCAUAGUUCCCAGGGUUCCAUCACCAGCUAAUCACACGGUGGUUCGUCUAGUGGGCAGUCAGAAUGAGACGUCCGUGUCCAUAAAGUCUGUCAGUCAUACUGAUGUCAAGGUGAUCCAGCACUCACUAAACUGGAGGGAGUUUAAGGACAUUGAUUUCAGCCCUGACGCUGAUUUGCUUAUCACGUGUGAUAAACCGAUCAUGGUCGUACAAAAUACGUACUUUGUUCCCUAUGGUGGAUUUUCAAUGUUUGUUCCUGGUCAAAGGUCGUACGAAAAGGAGUUUGUCGUUGAAAGCAUGGACGCUGCUCAAGGUACAGAUCCAGUUUGUACAAUUGUUUGUGAGACAUCAUCUAUUCAAAGAGUAUCUGUUGUGGGAGCAGGAUCCGUAGAUGUAAAUGUACGCUGGGAUAAUAUCACAUCAACACUCUACUCAGUUGGAAGUCUAGUUCUUCAGAAGAACACCUCAUAUCACAUCAAUAGUGGAUACCCUAUUUAUGUUAGAGUACACGAGUACGCAAGUCGUGCAACCUACAGUUACAACGCAGGAUAUCAACUUUCAUCUGAAGAUCAAUUGAAGGAUGCUGUACGUGUUCAAUGUCUUCCGAGUAACUGGUUUGUGACUAUGGACCUGAGUAAGCUGCGCCGUCCACCCAGUGACGUCUCCCACAUCUACAUGGCCACACACGCAUGUACAGGGACGCUGCAAGGGCAUCUGCUUGUAUUCAACGUUUCUUACAACCUCUGUCACACUAAAAUAGAGGUGGCACAAGACAAAGUCAUAUUCAGUAACGACAUGUUGUACACAUUGCCAUCCUCUGACAAUGUUACAAGGGAUGUCGAGUGGAGAGUCAAUCUGGAGUGUUCUCACCUGCUGCAUGAAAUCGACUCAGUUCACAUCUACCCCCAACACAACUCAACCAAUCACAUAACAGUAUCCGGUCAGAUCCAGGGAUCUUCAGUACACAUCAGUCUCUUCAAGGAUCCAGCCUACCAGGUUCCCUUUGUGGAAAGUGUACACAAGGCACAGCUCGGACAGCCGAUAUUUGUCCAAGUGUCAAGUCCACAGUCUGAAAACACAAUCAUGAUUAUCAACACAUGUCAUGCCCACCUGACGAAUGAUUCAAGAAGCCCCGUCUCACACAUCUUGAUAGAAAAUGGCUGUCCAGUGGACAAGAGAACAAAGAUGUUGGUGUCAAGGGACCACUUGAAACGAUUCACCUUUGACAUGUUUGAUCUGCCGGAUGAGGAUGAGGACAAGGGUCUCUACGUCACAUGUAACGUCACGUUCUGUGAUCAGAUGGACUUUUCACCCAUCUGCCAGCAAGGAUGUCAAACCCACCCUGAUGUUGGUAUUAUUGGCUAGCGAUACACUUAAUCAACCGAAUGACUGCCCACAGCAAACUUACUUCCAACACUUAACUUGCCGUGCAGGAUUGAUUGCCCUACCUGCCAGAAUCAUUUGGUGGUUGGUUUGAGUUCCAGAUCGGGACGCCAUAUGAUGAUCCUUGUACUUGAUUUAUCCAUACAUGUUUUCACUUUAUCAGCGUGAUAAUGGCUCAUGACUUUGGGCUUUCGUCUCACGCUACACUGCAAUGCCUUUAUAAAACAAGAGUGCUAUUCAAUGGUGUGCAAAAAUUCAAAUUCAAAUGCUCACUGCAAGAUAUCGUUCAUUUUGAUUUUAAAUACCCACUUUGAGCGAGACGGCUACAAUAUAUGAUGAGAGUCGAAUGCUAAUGUAAUCUAAUGCAAUAUUUCACUAAUAUGUCUUUUCUUGUCAUAUAUAAUUACUUAAAAAAUGAUUGAUGCUGAGAAAGCUUUGUGUGUGAAUAAUAGCGUUAUUCCUAGGGUUUUGGAUAAUUGAUAUAAAGAGAUCUUGUCAAUAAUACGAUUACUCCAAGUUACCGAACAUGACUACGCAUCUCACAACAAGAUACAGUGAAGGGGAACUAUCUUAAUAAAUGAGGCAACCAAAUUCUGUUUAUCCUGUGGAAUAUUGAAGAGUUUACAACCGCAUUUAUACCUAUAUUGUGUGUCAACUACAGUAAAUCUAUUUAAACAUAAUGUCAA